AUGUCUUACAUAAUAGGGUUGGCUCGCACCCCUUUCUCGCCCGUUUUGGGAGCACUGGUGGAGGAAUCCAGUAUCGCGCUAGGAGCAACAGCACUUAAUGGGGCGUUAAGCCGCAGUCUUACGUCGCGCAAUCGCAUAGACCGUCUUGUGUUGAGCCAAGUUUUUUCCGCCGGUGCAGGGUCGUCACCAGCAAGACAGAUUUCAAUCAAUACGGGGCUGCCCAGCUCCACUCGAUGUUUCCAAACAAGCCAGCUAUGCACAAGCGGCCUGAAAGCCAUCAGUAUUGCAAAAGACGCGCUGGAUCUCCGCAAGUCACAACUAACGUCCGUAGUGGGAGCAGAAAGCACCUCACAAGCGCCUUUCCUUCUCACGAAGGCUAGAGCAGGUGGGUACGGGGUCGGAGACGACGUACUGGUGGACUCCGUAACAUCUGACGGGUUCACGAAAAUGGGCAUCGACGUGGAUAGCUUCACGAAAAACGCACGUAUAUCGAAAUUGGAAAUGGUGCAAUACGCCGCCGAAUCCUUCAGGCGUGCAGCAGCGUGCUACAGCGAUGGGAUAAUGCAAAUCGAAAUCGCUCCUGUAAUAGUGAAAAACAAGCGAUCGGCGGCGCGUGAGGGCGAAGCGUGGAUAUCACACCCGCAUACGAAACUGGUCGAAGAUACUUUGCCCAGACAUUUUGUACCCAAGCAUGCGUCUGCUUCCACAAUCAAAACAAAGAGUACCAUGGCAGAUGGGGCUUGCUCUUUGCUACUGUGCGACGACGGAUUCCUUCGAGAAAGCGGAGCGACCCCCUUCGCACGCAUCCUGGAUUGCUGCGAGCUGAGCACGGAUUCAGACAGGUUCCCCGAUGCCUUAACUGAUGUUAUCAGGGAGUGUAGUCGUCGAGUGAACUCACGAAUUGAUAUUUACGACAUCAACGACCAGUACGCAUUCCUGCCAAUAUAUGUUGCCAAGGCCCUAAAUAUCGACCAUUCUCGCAUCAACGUUCACGGAAGCACCAUCGCGAUAGGGCACCCCAUGGGUAGGUGUGCAACAGGAAUACGUCAGAUUAUCUCACUCGUAACAGCACUGCGUUCGCAAGGGUUGCAAUACGGAUGUGCUGCCGGAGCGAAUGCGGUGGGAGAUGCUAUAGCCGUGAUACUGGAAGUGCCUUAA
Molecule: messenger RNA, 1158 nt
Organism: Babesia bigemina
Lineage: Eukaryota; Apicomplexa; Aconoidasida; Piroplasmida; Babesiidae
Product: thiolase, N-terminal and C-terminal domain containing protein, putative
Exons: 6
Coding region: 1-1158 (385 amino acids)
Biological process (GO): fatty acid beta-oxidation
Molecular function (GO): acetyl-CoA C-acetyltransferase activity
Source: RefSeq, a predicted model, not a curated record